CGGCGCCCGCGGCGGGGCCGGCGCGCGGCGGCUCCGGAGGCGCCCGCGCAGCCGCCCCCCGCCUGGCCGCGAAAGAGGCUGGGCCAGGUGGUCGCCGCCGCCGCCGCCUGCCAGGUACCUGGAACGGACGCUGCGGCCGCUGUCGAAGGCCACUCCGCUUCCUCACGCGCUGUGGGGGAUGUUCGGCCUCUUCGGCGCCCUGCUCCUCGUACGGCGCCUGCUCGGCGCCGACGCGGCAAACCGGAUCUUCGGUGCACUCCCGGGUACCGCACGCUCGUCAAGUGGGGCACCUGUUUCUUCGUCCCUGCGCUGAUGGGGCUGCCCGUCGCGGUGGUCGCCAACAUCGAGCUCUUCAGCUCGCCCAUCGUGGUGCUCAAGAUGCUGGUGCUCAUCGCGGGCGGGUACCUUGGGUCCCUCGGCGCCACGGGCUUCCUGGCGGGGCGCUUCGAGGAGGCGUUCGGCGCCGGCGCCCGGUCCAGGACCGCCAUCCCCGACGCCGUGCGGGCGGCGGCCGAGUUCGGAGCCUCAGGCGAUGAGCUGGCCCGGCUGGCUGCCAAGCUCCAGGCCGACCCUGGCAGCCUGCAGGCAGUGAUCGAGGAGCUUCCGAGCGGCGUCCGUGAGGUUCUGCUCAGUCAGGAGUUCAAGAAGAAGUGCCAGGCUCGGUUUGCCGAGCUGGACGUCGACGAGAGCCAGAGUCUCAGCGCGGAGGA
Molecule: messenger RNA, 710 nt
Organism: Prorocentrum cordatum
Lineage: Eukaryota; Dinophyceae; Prorocentrales; Prorocentraceae
Source: the annotation of a GenBank genome assembly